AUGGCGCAGCAGGUGAUUCAGCUGGAUCGAGAAAAACUGAGCUGUUCAAUCUGUCUGGAUCUUCUGAAGGAUCCAGUGACUAUUCCAUGUGGACACAGCUACUGCAUGAGCUGUAUUGAAGACUGCUGGGAUGAGGAGAAUGGGCAGCAUGAAACAUACAGCUGCCCUCAGUGCAGGCAGAGCUUCACACCGAGGCCUGACAUGAUGAAAAGUACCAUGUUAGCAGAGUUAGUGGAGGAACAGAAGAAAGUAGGACUUCAUGCUGUUUCACCUGAUCAGUCCUUUGCAGGACCUGAAGACGUGGCCUGUGAUUUCUGCUCUGGGAUAAAGAAACUGCAGGCUGUUCUGAGUGAGGAGUGGACAAAGAUCUCACUGGCAGUGACUGAAGUGGAUGUUUCACUGCCUCAAGCAGAGCCCAGAACCAGAGCUGAAUUUAUGAGAUAUUCACAUCAAAUCACACUGGAUCCAGAUACAGCACACAGGCGUUUGUCGUUGAGUGACAGAAACAGAAAAGCAACAUUGAUGGCAAUAGACCAGAUAUAUUCAGAUCACCCAGACAGAUUUGUUAAAUGGUGGCAGAUCCUGAGUAGAGAGGGUCUGACUGGACGUUGUUACUGGGAGGUGAAGUGGAGCGGGGACGUUUCUAUUGCAAUUGCAUACAGGGACAUUGGCAGAACAGGGACCAAAGAUGAAUGUGGAUUUGGAUAUAAUGACAAAUCCUGGUCAUUAGAAUUUAACAGUUUAAGUUAUACAUUCAGACAUAACAACAUUGUUACUUCCAUCUCAGGCCCUCAGUCCUCCACAAUAGGAGUGUAUCUGGAUCACAGGGCAGGUACUCUGUCUUACUACAGCGUCUCUGAAACCAUGACUCUCCUCCACAGAGUCCAGACCACGUUCACUCAGCCUCUCUAUGCUGGAUUUUGGCUUCCAAGCAGUGCUGGAGACACUGCUGAGUUGUGUGAGCUCAAGUAGACAUGAGUUCAAAGAGUGAUUUAUCUCUGUACAGUAAAUGUUGAGGUGUGUUUGCACGUCAGACAUCAUAGUGUGUGGGACUGUGAUGUUUUUUCUUCGAUUUUAUGCUGUUUCGUUUGUGUCACAGACGUUCAAUGAAAUUUCUUUUUUAAUUUGCCAGAUGGGGAUUAAAAUGUCUUUAUUGUUGAAAUGUAAUUCUUAUAUUUACCUUAUAUAACAUUUUCAUUAUAUAGUGUGCAUGGAAAAAUAUUGUGAAUGCUGUAUAUAGUUUUGAGAAGAGUUCACUUUAGCUGUACCAUAUCCUCAUGAACACAAUUUGUAUGUUUUAAAGUUUAUUUUUUAGUGCUCUUCAUACUGCAAUCUGUACUGCAUACUGCACUGUUGUAAUGAUAUGACAUAAUUGCAAUACUUUUUUUGUAGCCAAAAAGAAAAACUGGUUUUAAUAUAAUUGCAAUCUCUUGAAAAAAUAGUUUGCUAAUCAUAUUUUUAAGAGUUAUUUAAAGUGUCUUUGAGUGAUAACAUUUUAGAAAACCUUUAUGAAAUGUCAGUGUUCAAAAUAACCCAAAUAAAUAAAUAAAUAAAAGUU
Epinephelus lanceolatus (giant grouper) is the source of this 1558-nucleotide messenger RNA. The record is from RefSeq and is a predicted model, not a curated record. Lineage: Eukaryota; Metazoa; Chordata; Actinopteri; Perciformes; Serranidae.